AUGACGUCGAAAUUUGUAACGAAUGAUGGUGUGGCUAUCGCGUAUAGCGAUACGGAUUCACAGAAUGAGGAGGGAUCGGAGUGUUUGAUUCUUUUGCACGGCUUUACCGGCUCAAAAGAUGUUUGGCAAAAGAAUAUACCUGCCUUACGCAAAACAUACCGUGUUAUCGUACCGGAUCUGAGAGGUCAUGGAGAUAGUCAAAAACCAAAACAUGGAUAUCAUGUUAGUCGUCUCGCGAUGGAUUUACAUGAACUCAUACAGCAUAUUAUCAAUUCAUCUGCUGUCAGCCAAAAGGAUACUCAAGUAAACAAGAAAUUCCUUGCUAUUGGUGGGAGUCUCGGAUGUGCGAUUCUUUGGAGUUAUGCUGAACUUUUCGGGACGGGGUUGUUCAGAAAAAUGAUCUUUGUGGAUCAGAGCCCGCUUCAGAAUUCCACGUUGGAUGGCUGGGAUAGUCGUUUUUGUAAUCGUGGGAUGAAUAAUCCGUGGGCGAUUGCUUCGCUUCAGAAAACGCUAGAGUUGGCGCCGGAAUUGGCGCAUCGGGGAACUAUUGCGGCUUGUUUGGGAUAUCGAUAUGCACCGAUUGAAUCGGAGAAAGGAGUCAGGACCCAGGAGGAAAUGGAUAAUGAUGAGGCUUUUUUUCUAGGAGAAGCACUUAAAGGAAAUGGUAGAUGGUUGGGGAAACUCAUGGAGGAUCAUACGUCUAAGGAUUGGAGAGAUAGCAUUCGUGCUUGUUUUGGAUCGGAGAGCGGAAGUGAGACGGAGGUUUUAGUUGUAGGCAGUAGCAAGAGUGGAUGUUUCCCUGCAGAGGGAGUAUUGAAGAUUGUGGAGUUUAUAAAUGGUGGAAUGAAAAUGGAUGGAAAGAUUAGAGAAGGGAAGGCACGAGGUGUAGUAGUUGAUUGGGGCGGUCAUUGGUGUUAUUGGGAGGAGCCGGAUAGGUUUAAUAACCUAGUUUUCGAGUUUUUUGGAAUGGAAGGAACGAUCUGGGGGUGUUGA
Molecule: messenger RNA, 993 nt
Organism: Botrytis porri
Lineage: Eukaryota; Fungi; Ascomycota; Leotiomycetes; Helotiales; Sclerotiniaceae
Exons: 2
Coding region: 1-993 (330 amino acids)
Source: RefSeq, a predicted model, not a curated record